This is a messenger RNA of Brugia malayi, 1107 nucleotides long. RefSeq names its product CG10610-PA, putative. Gene Ontology annotation, cellular component: mitochondrion. Lineage: Eukaryota; Metazoa; Nematoda; Chromadorea; Rhabditida; Onchocercidae. Bases 1 to 1107 code for a protein of 368 amino acids. The record is from RefSeq and is a predicted model, not a curated record. The transcript is spliced from 6 exons.
AUGAAAGCUGCAGUGAAAUUGUUGGUGUCACAUUACGGGAUAUCGUUGUGUUGUAAACCAGUAUGUCAAGCAUAUCGUUUUGCAUCCGAAAACAACGAAACAAUUAGAAAAAAGUUACUUCCAUCUGAACAGCGUUUUGAUGAAGUGGUCAUUGAAUUGCGCAGCAAACAAACUUUUCUAAAUGUUAUUGAUAAUUUUUGUAAAAAGCAAACACAUGCUCGAGGACACGUUGAAUUUAUAAAUGCCGCUCUGAAAUAUAUGAAAGAAUAUGGGUUACAAAAGGAUUUGGAUAUUUAUAAAGCUUUGCUCAACAUAUUUCCGAAGGGGCCAAUGAUACCCACGAAUGUUUUUCAGCAAAGAUUCUUAUAUUAUCCUCAGCAGCAGAUAUGUUGUAUUAAACUUCUCGACGAAAUGGAAUGGUUUGGAGUGCAGCCUGAUAAAGAAAUCCAUGAUUUAGUCGUUAACGCUUUUGGUGAAUGGAAUUAUGCCUCGAAAAAGAUGAAACGUAUGAUGUAUUGGAUGCCGAAGUUGAAACACUCGAACGGCUACUUGGAUCGUCGAAAAAUUCAAGGCAAGAAGUUGAGUGCUGUAGACUUUGGUUAUUUAGCGUUAAAAAUGAUAUCGCGUGACCCAGGUACACGAAUAACUCUUGUUGAGAUGAACGAUACAGAGUUAAAUGAAUCUGAUAGGUGGCUGUUGUCGGCUCAAAGUCAUCUUCAGAAGAAAUUAUUACAAAGUUUGAGAAAAAGUACUACGUUAUAUGUGGAUGGACCUAAUAAAGUAUAUUUAAUGGAUAAUUGUAUUGAGUACGUUGGUCUCUUUAGUAAUCCGAAAUCUCAUUACUAUGAAAAAUAUGAUGACAAUAAUUUGGAUGAAGACUUUGAAAAUUGGGAAAGCGAGUGGGAUAGAAGGUAUGAAAAACGUCCAAACAUUCACGAACAGCAACAUGAAACAGUUCUAGCACUUUCGGUUUUUGGCAAAGUUUAUCGAAAAACUGCAAUUGCUUGGAUCAGUCAUUUGCAAGAAACAAAUCCAUCCUUACAUAGUGCCCAAGUUUUAUUCCGCACAAAACAAGCCACUAAGACAUUAGUAACACCAUUAGCUUGA